Molecule: messenger RNA, 348 nt
Organism: Amorphotheca resinae ATCC 22711
Lineage: Eukaryota; Fungi; Ascomycota; Leotiomycetes; Helotiales; Amorphothecaceae
Exons: 3
Coding region: 79-276 (65 amino acids)
Source: RefSeq, a predicted model, not a curated record
GAACAAGACAACGAACAAACCUCUCGAUCCUAUACACGCACUCCAAACGACUCAAACGUCCAUCUCAAAUCCAUAACCAUGGCACCUAAGGUUCAGCGUAUUGUCGUCCAGAGAGGUGAUUCGCGCCGUUCAGCCCAGCAGGGCUAUUUCGCAAGUGCAUACAACACCUUGACCUCGGCCGAGAAUGCCACUGUUAUAAGGAGCAUCGCCAUGUUCGGGGCCGCCGUCGCAUUCUUCUCUAGUUCUUGGAGCGAGUUCAUUUUGCCACCUCUGUGAGCCGGUGGACGGGUUUAGGUGGCGGGAUAGUGAGAAGGGAAUGUGCUGGCAUAAUGUCCGAAGAGCAAAUUG